CGUCGCCGGGUUAUGACGUGUUUAGAGCUCGCCAUCAUAAAGUUGCAGCACAUUGCUAAAGACAGACACGAGUGACAUGAGCUCUUCAGCGGCAUUAUUCAUGAGGUUAUAACGGCCCAUGACGCGUAUCUGUUGCUCGUAUUGUGAUUUAGAGCUGCUAGUGAUUUAGCGGCGGUGUGUUUGUGUGCGCUAAAGGCCGAUGGCGUCUGUCGGGGAUGGCAGCGUGGACUCUAAAGCGGAGCUGAGCGCUCUGCUGGAGCAGUGGGAGAGAGAACAGCAGGGAGGCACAAGUGAACUGCUCAACAUACUGACCAAGAUUUCGGAGCUUGUUGAAAGGGAGACGGAGGAGUAUCACAAGGCUGAUCCUGACCCGUUUGAUGACCGCCAUCCAGGGCGGGCCGACCCAGAGUGCAUGCUGGGACACCUGUUGAAAAUCUUGUUCAAGAAUGAUGACUUUAUGAAUGCGCUUGUGAACUCAUACGUGAUGAGUAGCCGUGAGGUGGCACUGAACACGGCUGCAUGCAGACUGCUGUUGAACAUCAUGCCUGGUCUUGAGACGGCUGUGGUCUUUCAAGAGAAGGAGGGGAUUGUGGAGCGAUUGUUUAAAUGGGCUCAGGAGGCAGAGCAGCCCCUCCGAAUCUACGCCACAGGCCUGCUGGCAGGAGCCAUGGAGAACCAGGACAUCGCCGCCAACUAUCGCGAGGAAAACUCUGUACUGGUUCCUUUAAUGCUGCAGAGACUGAGAGAGCUUCAGGAAAAGGAGGCAGAGAACAGGAAGGACAGUAAGCGUCCAAGCAAGAGUCUCGUUCCUCUGCUGCCCCUGGACGAGGAGGCCGUGGACGGAGAGUUCGCUCCUAACGCUCACACAGAGAAACACGACUCGAGAAAAACCGACUCGGACGCUGAGCUGCAGCCCCUCUCUGCUGCGAGGAGCUUGGGGAGAUGUAACACAGGCAUGAAGGGCCUGAUGAAGCCCGCUGCAGCAUUCCCUUUAGAGCUGGACGAAAUGGACAGCCCAGGUGAAGGCAUGAGGAACUGGAGGAAGAAGGAGAACGGUGGCAAAGUAAAGCAGAAGCUGAACUUCUCGCAGCCAGAGCCGGAGCGCAGCUUCAGUGAGCUCUCCAACAGCAGCUGGACUGAGAUGAGCCCGUGGGUGAUAGGAAAUAACUACCACCUGUGCCCGCUCACACCUGGAAUAGAGCAGCGCCUCAUCCUCCAGUACCUCAACCCGCUGGGAGAAUACCAGGAGUUGUUGGCUGUUUUCAUGCAGCUUGGUGCUCGUGAGCUGCUGAUGCACUACAUGGACCUGAAACAGACAAACGACGUUCAGCUCACGUUUGAAGCCCUAAAGUAUCUUGCGUCUCUCCUCCUUCAUAAAAAGUUUGCGGCCGAGUUUGUCUCGCAUGGCGGAGUCCCAAAGCUACUGGAGAUCCCGCGACCCUCCAUGGCUGCCACCGGCGUCUCUCUGUGCCUCUAUUACCUGGCAUACAACCAGGACGCUAUGGAGAGGGUGUGUAUGCUGCCGCAUUCGCUGCUGUCGGAGGUGGUGAGCUACACGCUGUGGCUCCUGGAGUGCUCUCAUGCCUCCGGCUGCUGCCACGCCACCAUGUUCUUCUCCAUCUGUUUCUCCUUCAGAGCCGUGCUCGAGCUCUUCGACCAUCAGGACGGGCUGCGGCGGCUCAUCAACCUGAUUAGCACUCUGGAGAUUUUGAACCCAGAGGACCAGGGUGCACUGUUGAGCGACGAUGAAAUCUUCUCAAGCAGACAGACUGCAAAACAUACCUGCAUGGCGCUGCGCAGGUAUUUUGAGGCUCACCUGGCCAUUAAAGUCGAGCAGGUCAAACAAUCGCUGCAGCGUACCGAGGGAGGAGCGCCGAUACACCCGCAGCCUUAUUACAAGGCUUGCUCUUACACCCAUGAGCAGGUGGUAGAAAUGGUGGAGUUCCUGAUCGAGUUCAGCCCGGUGCGUUUGUACUGGGAGCCUGCCGAGUUCUUCCACAAACUGUCCUGUGUGCAGCUCCUUUUGCAGCUCAUUUCUAUCGCCUGUGACUGGAGAACAUACUACGGCAGGGCUGACACAGUGAGGUAUGCUUUGGAUAUCUUGAGCAUUUUGACAGUCAUUCCUAAAACGCAGCUGCUGUUGUCUGAGAACGUCGCUGUGCUGGAUGAGAAUGGCUCCACCAUCUCCACUGUUGGUAUGAGCAUAGUGCUGGUCGUCGCAGAGGGUGAAGUAUUUGUAACUGACGCAGAAAUCCAGAAGUCGGCCCUGCAGGUGAUCAUAAACUGCGUCUGCGCUCCAGACAAAUGCGUCUCUAGCAUCGGCAAGUUCAUCUCGGGCACCCCGCGUCGCCGUCUGCCGCAGACCCACCGCGCCAGCGAGAGCGUCCUGGUCAAGAUGUGGAACGUGGUUCAGUCGAACAAUGGCAUUAAAGUCCUGCUGUCCCUGCUCACCAUCAAGAUGCCCAUCACCGAUGCCGAUCAGAUUCGCGCUCUGGCGUGCAAAGCCCUAGUUGGGUUAGCACGUAGCGCUGCGGUGCGACAGAUCAUCAGCAAGCUUCCGCUGUUCAGCAGCGGACAGAUCCAGCAGCUGAUGAAAGAGCCUGUGCUUCAGGACAAGCGCAGCGAGCAUGUGCGCUUCUGCAAGUAUGCAGCAGAACUCAUAGAGCGCGUGUCUGGAAAGCCGCUGCUGAUCGGCACAGAUGUUUCCCUGGCGCGGCUGCAGCGGGCUAGUGUCGUGGCACAGUCACGCAUUUCGUUUCCCGAGAAGGAGCUUCUGUUGCUUAUUCGGAAUCAUCUUUUGUCUAAAGGUCUCACGGACACAGCGACAGCACUGACGAAAGAAGCCGAGCUGCCCAUGGGGCUGCAUGCUCUGGCUCACGCUAGCGUGCCGCCGUUCACUCCCGUUUCUGUCGCGACGCCUCCUUCUCCCGCCGCUGGCAUCCCACGGACUCCUCGGCUCACUAACGGAGUCGCGGCCCGUCUGGGUGGCCACACCCCCCACGUGCUUCCUCUUCACCAGCCCCGCCCCUCCACCUCACAGGCUCUGCCCCCUCCACCGCCUGCAGUCUCCCACCACAGUAAUGGCUCUCCGCUCAUUGGACGCAUCGUGUUCUCGCGGGAGCGGCCGUCACCGUGUGCAGCUGCAGGAGGGAAGAGGCCAAAAGUACUGAGGCAGAAAUCAGAUCAUGGUGCGUUCAGCCAGAGUCCGGCCAUGAAAAAGCAGCUGGACAGACAUCUGCCCUCUCCUCCUACUCUAGACAGUAUCAUAACAGAGUAUUUGCGAGAGCAGCACGCCCGCUGCAAGAACCCAGUGACCACAUGUCCUCCCUUCAGCCUCUUCACACCGCAUCAGUGCCCAGAGCCCAAGCAGAGACGCCAGGCACCCACCAAUUUCACUCCUCGCCACACACGCAGGGUCGUCUACCCCAAAUACGGUGGGGUUGAUGGAGGCUGUUUUGACAGGCAUCUCAUCUUCAGCAGGUUUCGGCCCAUCUCUGUGUUCAGAGAGGCUGAGGAGGAUGAGAGUGGCUUCAUGUGUUGUGCGUUCUCAGCGCGAGAGCGUUUCCUGAUGUUGGGCACAUGCACCGGACAGCUCAAACUCUACAAUGUGUUCAGUGGACAGGAGGAAGCCAGCUACAGCUGCCACAGCUCAGCCAUCACACACCUGGAGCCCUCCAGAGACGGUUCCCUGUUGUUGACAUCAGCUUCCUGGAGUUAUCCCUUAUCUGCGCUGUGGGGAAUGAAGUCUGUAUUCAUCAUGAAGCAUUCAUUCCUGGAUGAUCAUUAUGUGGAGUUCAGCAAACUCUCUCAGGACAGAGUCAUAGGAACAAAAGAGCACAUUGCACAUAUAUAUGACAUUCAGUCUGGACAGAAACUCCUGACCCUCAAUAACCCUGACCUAGCUAACAACUACAAGCGCAACUGUGCCACGUUUAACCCCACGGAUGACCUGGUCCUGAACGACGGUGUCAUGUGGGAUGUCCGCACCGCUCAGGCCAUCCAUAAGUUUGACAAGUUCAACAUGAACAUCAGCGGCGUUUUCCAUCCCAAUGGUUUAGAGGUCAUCAUCAACACGGAGAUUUGGGAUUUGAGGACGUUUCAUCUUCUUCACACAGUGCCAGCGCUAGAUCAGUGUAGGAUUGUCUUCAACAACAAUGGAACUGUCAUUUAUGGAGCCAUGUUGCAGGCUGAUGAUGAGGAUGAUAUGAUGGAGCAGCAAAUGAAGAGUCCAUUCGGUUCAUCCUUCAGGACCUUUGAUGCCACUGAUUAUAAACCCAUCGCCACCAUUGAUGUGAAGAGGAACAUUUUUGACCUGUGUACAGACACUAAAGACUGCUAUCUGGCUGUCAUUGAGAAUCAGGACUCAAUAAAUAUGGACACUGUGUGUCGGCUGUAUGAAGUCGGUCGCCAGAGACUUGCUGAGGAGGAAGAGGAUGAGGAGGAUCAGGAGGAGGAUGAUCAGGAUGAAGAGGACGACGAUGACUCGGAUGAUGACAUAGAUGACAUCGAUACAGACCCGCUGCUGGCAGAGCUGGAGAACGAGAAUAACAGAGAGGAGGAUGGCGAGCAGGACUUCUCUCCGUCUGAUGAUGAGGAAGUGGCUCGCCUGCUGGACGAAGAGGCAGAUGAUGAUGAUGAUGAUGACGACGAUGACGACGAUGACGACGACGACGAUGAGGAUUCUGAUGACAAUGAGCGAGAUGUGGAGCUUGUACUAGACAACACAGACAGCUCUGAUAACUCAGACCUGGAAGAUGACAUUAUCCUUUCCCUGAACGAGUGAUCCUGCCCAAAACCACGGUGGAAGUGCUCAACCAGGCUUGAAGCUCAGUGAGAAGAUCUGAGAGAGAAUGUUAUAGGAUAGCAGCAGCUGAUGAGUGUCAGGUUGUGGUGUGGAUGGUCUACAUGCACACGGACCCGAAAAUGACAUGUGUGGACUUGCUGGAAAAUUGUAAACAAAACAUAGUUUUAUAUAAGGACGUCUCGCCUAAAACCAAUGGAACUUGUCCGUUGUUUGUUUUUGCUACAGCGUUGCCCUCUUGGAACAUCUGACCAUUUUUAAAGAACGUGUACUGAUAGAUUUCGAGAAGGGUCUUGCGUUCAUACAUUAGCGUGUUUUGUUGUGUUGGUUGGCCGCUGUCUAGAGGAGUUCUGGGUAGCUCUGAUCCACUGGAUGCACUGUUUGCAUGCGCAGAUCUGUAUGCAUGCCUUUGACCUUUGACCUGCCCACCACUCCUCAUGUGAUCUCUUGAGUUUGAUUAAUCUAAACAUCUGAAAAUCUAGUUGCUUAGACAUUUAGUUCAUCCAUUUUUGCUUUCUGAAUAGUAGGUUUGUUAGCCAUUGCUUGUUUCAUUUUACAAGAAAGCGCUUUUAAGGCCCUUUUUGUCGGCUGACUGAUUGGAUUGAAGAUGUUGCACCACGUUUAAUGAGCAAUAAUUUCCAUUGGUUUCUAAAUUCACAUAAAGGACUAAAGGACUGUGGUACCUCAGAUCCGCAGCGGCGUUUGCUUCUCUUUUGGAGGAAGUUAACUGUUGCACCGGUUUGCUUAAACUUCAUUUCACAUGAAGUUAAACAUUUUUAAACAUCUGUGUACAGCCUCCAUUUACUUUAUGGUUUAAUUUUUUGUUCAUGCCUUUCCAAAAGUAAAGAUCUAAGGCAACAUUGUGUACAAAAUGUAUAAAAAAUAUUUUUACUAUAAAUGUUAUUGCAAUAAACCAGAGUAAAUUGUU
Molecule: messenger RNA, 5729 nt
Organism: Sinocyclocheilus anshuiensis
Lineage: Eukaryota; Metazoa; Chordata; Actinopteri; Cypriniformes; Cyprinidae
Gene: dcaf1
Product: ddb1 and cul4 associated factor 1
Exons: 25
Coding region: 200-4783 (1527 amino acids)
Biological process (GO): protein ubiquitination
Cellular component (GO): Cul4-RING E3 ubiquitin ligase complex; nucleus
Molecular function (GO): histone H2AT120 kinase activity; nuclear estrogen receptor binding
Source: RefSeq, a predicted model, not a curated record